This is a messenger RNA of Carya illinoinensis, 737 nucleotides long. Its product is annotated as ethylene-responsive transcription factor ERF098-like. Bases 139 to 612 code for a protein of 157 amino acids. Gene Ontology annotation, biological process: ethylene-activated signaling pathway; regulation of DNA-templated transcription. Gene Ontology annotation, molecular function: DNA binding; DNA-binding transcription factor activity. NCBI's taxonomy places the organism in Eukaryota, Viridiplantae, Streptophyta, Magnoliopsida, Fagales, Juglandaceae. The transcript has a single exon. The record is from RefSeq and is a predicted model, not a curated record.
UUUAAAUAUACUCACAUCCCUGAUCAGUUUGAAAACAAUAGUAAUUACCUAGCUAGGCUGCCUGCUAGCUAAUACUAGCUCAGAGAAAAAAGUAAAAAAAAAAAGAAAAAAAGAAAAAGAAAAAAGAGCUAGCAUAGCAUGGACGAGCCUCGCAAAGGAAAGGAGAAUAAGGGAGAGAAGGAAGAUCAGAAGGGUACUAGGGAUCAAGAAGUGCGGUAUCGGGGCGUCCGAAGGAGGCCAUGGGGAAAGUAUGCAGCUGAGAUUCGAGAUUCAUCAAGGCAUGGCGCUCGUCUGUGGCUUGGGACGUUCAAUACAGCAGAAGAUGCGGCCAGGGCAUAUGAUCGUGCUGCAUUUAACCUAAAGGGUCACCUUGCAACUCUCAACUUCCCUCACGAGUAUUAUCCUCAAGUCGCAGGCUCUCCUCCAAAUUUUUCAUCACUUCCAUCGUCUAGUUUUUCUUUGUUAGCUCCUAGUACUGGGAGUUCUGACAGGGGAAGUACUUCGUCUUCCGGACAAGAAAGGCAAGUAUUCGAGUUCGAGUACUUGGAUGACAAGGUGCUGGAGGACCUUCUUGAAUCAGAAGAGGAGAAGAGGACACGAAAGCAAGGCUGAGUAAAGGACAAUAAGGCUUGAGCCCAUUUCUCCGUUUCAUGUGUUCCCCCGGCAGUGCCUUCUUGAAUCAGGAAACUGAAUUGCGCUGUUAGUUUCACUUACGUUCUUGAGUUUUUCUUUGUUAG